Xiphias gladius (swordfish) is the source of this 5598-nucleotide messenger RNA. RefSeq names its product SRSF protein kinase 2 (gene srpk2). Lineage: Eukaryota; Metazoa; Chordata; Actinopteri; Istiophoriformes; Xiphiidae. Gene Ontology annotation, molecular function: protein kinase activity; ATP binding. Gene Ontology annotation, biological process: regulation of mRNA processing; spliceosomal complex assembly; protein phosphorylation. The record is from RefSeq and is a predicted model, not a curated record. The coding region runs from base 713 to 3292 and encodes 859 amino acids. The transcript is spliced from 15 exons.
UUGUUGUGCAGAGCUGCAGAAGGCCUGAUAGAGCCAGCUAGACAGAGAGAGCGAAGGAAGGGAGAGAUACAGAGACAGACACAGACACACUGUGUCUGAUCCAGAGCCCGUGUUUUCAUUUCAUCACCCAGUUCAACCAGCGUCACCAGAGAGGAAGGGGACAAAGGGAAGAGGAGGACAAAAAAGAGCUACAGUGACAGGAGGGAAAGUAAAAGAUAGGCAAGGUGAAGGAGGAGAAGGAAGGGAGGAAAGGGAGGGAGGAAGGAGGCAGGGGCAUGAGGAGGGGCGCCUGACUGACAUUGCUGCUCUCGCUAUCAGCUCAGACACACACACACACACACAGACACAAUCACACACACACACACACACACACACACCGACGUAGGCAGACACACAUACACUCAGCCAGAUUUUGCACUGCACAGUUGCUGCUCUUUUUUUAAAUCCUUUGCAGAGCCUUGUCCUCCAUCCAUUCUUCUCCUCUGAGCGGGAGGACAAGAGAGACACAGAGAGGAGGAAGAGGAGGAGGGAAAAGGACGAGGAGGAGGAGAAGUGGGGGGGGGGGCAGUAACCCUCUCCUCUCCUUUACUCAGACACAGCAAGGAAAGAUAGGGAGAGAAGAGUAAAAAAAGAGAGAGAGAAAGCAGCUUUCUGUGCUAUUUCACCGUCUGCUGUGGUCCCUCGGCCAGCGAGCGGCUAACAGGCACCGCUCAUGUCCGUGAACUCGGAGAAAUCCUCGUCCCCUGAAAGGCCUGAGACCCAGCAGAAAGCCCCAGUGAGUGCCCCUCCUCCCCCGCCGCCCCCUCCGCCUCCCCCUGAGCCGGCAGGGCCUCCGGAGCCAGAGGAGGAGAUCCUGGGCUCCGACGAUGAGGAGCAGGAGGACCCCGCAGACUACUGCAAAGGAGGGUACCAUCCGGUGAAGAUCGGGGAUUUGUUCAAUGGGAGGUACCAUGUGAUCAGGAAGUUGGGGUGGGGCCACUUCUCCACCGUAUGGCUGUGCUGGGACAUACAAGUGAAGAACUUUGUGGCGAUGAAGGUGGUGAAGAGUGCCCAGCAUUACACAGAGACGGCCCUGGAUGAGAUCAAACUGCUGCGAUGUGUGAGAGAGAGCGACCCCAUCGACCCCAACAAGGACAUGGUAGUCCAGCUGAUAGAUGACUUCAAGAUCUCCGGAGUCAACGGCAUACAUGUGUGUAUGGUGUUUGAGGUGCUGGGUCACCACCUGCUUAAGUGGAUUAUUAAAUCCAACUACCAAGGUCUGCCGCUGCCAUGUGUCAAGAGCAUUAUCAGACAGGUCCUGCAGGGUCUGGACUACCUCCACACAAAGUGUAAAAUCAUCCACACGGACAUAAAGCCGGAGAACAUCCUGAUGUGUGUAGAUGACGCAUUUGUCAGGCGCAUGGCCAUGGAGGCAACCGAAUGGCAGAAAGCCGGAGCCCCACCGCCGUCCGGAUCAGCAGUUAGCACAGCCCCUCAGCUCAAACCGGUGAGUACAACAGAUGUGGGGAAAAUCUCGAAGAACAAGAAGAAGAAGCUGAAGAAGAAACAGAAGCGGCAGGCGGAGCUGCUGGAGAGGCGGAUGCUGGAGAUCGAAGCCCUGGAGAGAGAGGCCGAGAGGAAGGAGGAGAGAGCCAAAGAAGGGGGAGAGAAGGGGGCGCUUGAACACAACCCGCCUUCGCCGCUGCAGCCCCCGCCACCGGGCCCCAGCAUGGCGGUGGGAGAGAGCGAUGAGGACGACGAGGACGAGGACGACGGGGAGGACGAGGAGGAGGAGGGAGGAGAGAGGCCCAUCAGGUUGACUAAUCAUACAUGUGCAGCGCCUCCUCAGGAGCAGAGCGAGGCACCCCACAUCACUGAUGACGACCCCGAUGAGGAGGUGGAAGAAGACGAGGAGCCCACGCCUGUCGCCGAAAAGGAUGCCCCCAUUCCCCCCACCUCAGAGGAAGGCAGUGGAGAUCCAACACAAGCAGAGGUAGAGGAAGAGGAGGGGGCGGAGGAGGAGGAGGAGGAGGAGGAAGAGGAAGAGGAGGAGGGAUUGAAAGGAACAGAAGAUGAGAAUGAGGAACGGGAGACAGAGGAGAAGGUGGAGGAGGGGGAGGGGGAGGAAGAAGAAAAGGAGGAGGAGGAGGAAGAGACUGAAAGAGAGGAGAAUGAGACAGAGGAGCCAAAGACAGAGAGCAAAACAGAGAAGGAGGCAGUGUUGGAAGAGGAGGAAUCAAAGGAGCAGGAGGGGGAGGACGAGGAGGACGAGGAGGAUGAGGAGGACGAGGAAGACGAGGAUGAGGACACGACCACUGACCUCUUCACGGACAACACUUCCCCCAUCAAACCCCACAACAACAAAACCAACUCGGCCAAAACCAACGGUCACGUUUUGUUGGGGUCCGAGGGACGGAAACCGAACCCUGGCACCCCUCCGCCCCCGUCGCCCACCCCCGAGCCUCUCCUCUGCCCCCUGGUGGAGUCCGAGCUCAGCUACACGGACAGGGACAACUCUCUCAGCUCCGGUUAUGAGAUGUAUAACGGAGAGCUGGGCGAACGGGGGCUGACCAACGGCUCCAGUGAGCGCCACCGGGGCACGAUGCCCCUCUUCCCCGACCUGCCCCUGGAUCCUGAGCCGGGAAAUCCCAUAUCGGUGGGCACGGCAGACUUAGGAGCAGGACCUUCACCCAACAGCCCCACGGCCGACCGCAGUCGCACCGUAUCAUCCUCGAGCACAGGAGACACACCCAAAGUCAGGGCCAGGGCUGCAGACCUCCUGAUCAACCCAUUAGACCCUCGCAACGCUGAGUCUAUUCGAGUCAAAAUCGCUGAUCUUGGAAAUGCCUGCUGGGUGCACAAGCACUUUACAGAGGACAUCCAGACAAGACAGUACCGUUCCAUUGAAGUCCUGAUAGGAGCCGGUUACAGCACUCCUGCAGAUAUCUGGAGUACUGCCUGCAUGGCGUUUGAGCUGGCUACUGGAGAUUACCUGUUUGAGCCCCAUUCUGGAGAGGACUACUCCCGUGAUGAGGACCACAUCGCUCUGAUCAUGGAGCUCCUUGGGAAGGUCCCACGCAAAGUGGUCGCUGCCGGGAAGUACAGCCGAGAGUUUUUCUCCAAGAAAGGUGAGCUGCGGCACAUCACUAAGCUGAAGCCGUGGUCCCUGUUUGACGUGUUGGUGGAGAAGUACGGCUGGUCACACGAAGACGCCGGCCACUUCACUCACUUCCUUCUGCCCAUGCUGGAGAUGGUGCCCGAGAAGAGGGCCUCGGCCGGCGAAUGCCUCAACCACCCCUGGCUCAACUCGUAGCCACAAACUCCGAUCAGAUGUCCUCCUCCCCUUGUCCCCCAACAGUUAGCCCAAACAUCACCCCCUGGUGGCAGCCUGUGGAACAACAGUAUGGGGGAGAAGCUGGAGACAAGCAGUCACUUUAGAUGAGAAAGACUUCAUCUUUCCUGCCCUAUCCCACACAUGCACUCUUACAUGCUUAUCUGACAAGGCUUAACUCCUACACAGCUCCCUCAGUCUUUUUCCAGAAGGAAUGUAGAGACAAGCUUAUGGAGAUAACAUGACAUAGUAGCUGUGUCUUCCCAAACAUCUCCCAGAAAGAAUCAGAUCGUUUGAGGAUGGAUGCUGCUCACACCGUAAAAGGGAGAAGUCAGGCUCUGUCCGAAAGAGAUGUGCUUACGUCUCCUCUUCUGCCGUCAAGAUGUCAGCCAGUCCCUUGCAUCUCUCUACCUAUCUCCAAAUUCUCAGUUUAACUUGUUUGGAUCCAGUCAGGGGCCACUGAGAGCUGCUGAUGUAGUCAAUGUUGAGAAGGAAAAGUCAACGAGAAGACCCGUUGCCGUGCUGUUAGCCCAGAGCGCCAUCUGCCAUGACCUUUACAUAGCCAGGGCCUCAAGGACAGACGAAUGUGGGUGUGUUAUUGUGUGAGAGAAUGUGCCUGUGCUCACAAUUUGCCUACAUAGACCCUUUUCCUGUCUUUCUAGUCCAGUAGCCCCACCUUCCCUCCCUCACCCUGCUGUUGAGGAAGCACCCACAUUGGACUGAAAGUUUACACCCUAGUUUCUUCCAAGAAUCAAGUCCCCCCCCCCGUACCUGUUUGGUUUCCUACUUCCUCCUCUCCAAAAUGAUCUCUAUGCUCCUGAUGGGGGCCACCACAGAGAACUGGAGGGCAGCCAGUCCUCCAGCGGGCAUCGCACUGACAGUUGCCACUCUGACAGAGACAGAUAGAAAAGUCUGGGAUGAGCCGGAAAGGAAAAAAAAAAAUCCAUUUAACAUGGAGGAGGACUGACUGCUUAGUCUUUAAAGACUAUUAAUACAAUGCAUGGAGAGACUGAGGGAUCAGCAUGUACGGAUAUGACAAAUGGACGAUGGAUGCAUUAUUUUAUUUGUUUUACUUGUUUCUUUCCUGUCAUCAACUCUUAUGGACAUUCUGUUAGAAACAAUUAUGUUAGGACCUUUUAACCACCCUCUGGGGAAGGUCACUGUGUUACAACCCCUGCUCCUUCAGCUUUUGACAUUCCUAAAUCUUGGUCCUCUGCCAUCCUUCCUGACUUUAACUCCCAAGAACAAUUCUGUUGAGUCCUGCUGUGGCACGUUUACCUGAUCUGAUUGGUUCUAUCCUACUUUUUUCCCCCUAUAGAGGGACCCUUUGAUCCCUGAGCUUCUCCAGAAAGGGGAUGGUCACAUGGAGGUUGCACUUGUCUUUGUAGAUGUCCUUCAGGGAUUUGAAACCUUUGUACAUAGAACUGAGAUCUGGCAACGCCGAUAUGCGACCUUGGACAAAGUUUCAGCACACAAGCAUCAUUCCAAAAAACGGAGGCUGUUGUUGGCAGAACUUGACUUCCUCUGGUACAGUUGGGGGGCAGCGGGCCGCCAUAGCUCCGGCCCUGGAGGAAUGUUCAGACUGAACCAUGCCGCCUGUUGGUUGAAUGAGAGUACUGCAUCGCCACACACUGCUGCUGCUCUCAGUGCCAACGCUCCAAGGCGUUCCACUAUAUCUUUCCACUUAAUCUCUAUUUCUGUCACACACACACAGACACACAAAAACGUGCAUCAUCACAAUUAGUCCGGUUGCCUAUUUUUCGCAAUAAAUGAAAAAAAAAGAUGAGUAUAAGUAAAUGGUGAGAUAUUUUUAAAAACUAUUUAAUUCAUUAAAAAAAAAAGAGGAAAAAAUAAAACAACUUUUCUCUGGUUGUUGUGACUGUGACAGAAUCUCGUCUUCUACUGAGGUGAUUGUGUUUGUCUAUUAGAGAUGUUUUUAUUUCUUUUGUCAUUAUUAUUGUUAUUAUUAUUAUUAUUAUAAUUAUUAUGAAUUAUAAUAAUUAUUAUUAUUAUUGAAAAGAUUUUUUUUACACAGUUGUCACCUCUCCCCUCCCUCCUUACUUGAACAGUGCUGCUCUGUCUGGGCUCUUGAUGGUGAUGAAAAAAAAAAUCAACAGUUUUGCAAUAAAGGGUAUGUGAGGGUAGUUUUUUUUUGUUUUUGUUUUUUUUUGCACCAAAACCUGAUCUCACUCUUUCAGCCAUGCUGACUGUUCUUCCUGAUGACAUUGACAGAUUCGCGUCUCUUGUCUGUGUUUUUCAUUGACAGAUUUAAUAAAAUUGUAAAUUAA